UCCUUUUACCGCCGGUUCGGUCUUUCGUUCACACGCAACUACCUUUUUCCAUACACAAUCUUUAUUCUCUAUUUCAGAUACCCCAUCUUCCAACAAACACCAACAAAUCUCAAAAUGCAGUUCACCAUCGCUACCAUUCUCUCCCUUGCCGCUUUCGCUGCCGCCUUCCCCCAGCCCCAGAAUGCUGGUCGCCCUGUCGCCAACGGUGCUUGCUGCGUCGCCAACACCUCGUUGAAGCAAGACGUUUGCAACGUUAAUGGAUCUACUGGCCGCUGUGUCCCCUCCGGCUCGGCCAACUGCGGUGGCCAAUUGACCUGCGUCGCUGACGCUCAGUUGACCUGCGACAACUCCAAGCAGGAGCGCGGCAGGACCUUCUGCCGCAAGACCGGCGAGAACAUCGCUUAAAUGCGUAAUGUUCGGUACGGGGCAUAGAAGAGGGGAAGGGGAGGAGUGAUGGAGCUCGUUCACAAUACACACUGUACAAACACCUACACUGAUGGAUUGUAAAUAUUCACCAUCGAAUACCCAUCGUUUCUCACUUGAGAUACGAGACAGACUUUUCCU
Molecule: messenger RNA, 564 nt
Organism: Periconia digitata
Lineage: Eukaryota; Fungi; Ascomycota; Dothideomycetes; Pleosporales; Periconiaceae
Source: the annotation of a GenBank genome assembly